This is a messenger RNA of Hansenula anomala, 2560 nucleotides long. It is a transcript of the gene MDL1, whose product is annotated as ATP-binding cassette permease MDL1. Gene Ontology annotation, molecular function: ABC-type oligopeptide transporter activity; ATP binding; ATP hydrolysis activity. The transcript has 2 exons. The coding region runs from base 1 to 2133 and encodes 710 amino acids. NCBI's taxonomy places the organism in Eukaryota, Fungi, Ascomycota, Saccharomycetes, Phaffomycetales, Wickerhamomycetaceae. Gene Ontology annotation, cellular component: membrane. The record is from RefSeq and is a predicted model, not a curated record. Gene Ontology annotation, biological process: transmembrane transport.
AUGAUGCUUCCCUUCAGGUCUCUAGCGUCUGGGAUAAGGCUGCCCUUGUCCAGAAUAACGCCCAAGCUGACUCAUCCGCACCCAUCAACAUCAUUGAUUCAAUGCUCAAAAUAUCACACCCUUUUCAAUAAAAACCAAUCAAUAAUACCUAGAACACCAUUGACAAUACUUCAAAGAUACAACUCCACCAAUCCUCCAUCACCAGACACCACAAAGCUAUCUCCUCAUGAUUCAAAAGCUUCAGGAUUCCAAGAUAUUAAACGAUUAUUCGAACUGGCAAAACCAGAAACCAAACCAAUGAUUGGUGCAUUAUUCCUUUUGAUGAUCUCAUCUGCAAUUUCAAUGUCAGUUCCUCUUAUAAUUGGUAAAUUUUUAGAUUCAGGAAAUGAAAAUAAAGAAGAUGAUAAUGAAGAUAAAAAGGAAUUUGGAGAUACCAAAAUAUAUGGUUUAACAAUGAAUCAAUUCUUUGGAGCCAUUGCUGGUGUUUUCGUUAUAGGUGCAGUUGCUAAUUCAGGACGUGUCAUUAUAUUAAGAACUAUUGGUGAAAAAUUAGUUGCAAGAUUAAGAACAAGAACUUUGAAAAAAUCUUUAGAACAAGAUGCUUCAUUUUUAGAUAAUAAUCGAGUUGGUGAUUUAAUUUCAAGAUUAAGUUCGGAUGCCACUAUAGUUUCAAGAUCUGUUACACAAAAUAUAAGUGAUGGUAUUAGAGCAGUUCUUAGUGGAGGUGUUGGUUUAACAAUGAUGAGUCUUGUUAGUUGGAAAUUAACUUCAAUCAUGGCAUUAUUAGCACCUCCUUUAGGUGUUAUGGCAUUUUUUUAUGGUCGUCGUAUAAGAAAUCUAUCAAGAAAUUUACAAAAAUCUAUUGGUGAUUUAACAAAAGUUGCAGAGGAACAAUUAAAUUCAACAAAGACAAUUCAAGCUUAUGGUACUGAAAAUUUAGAAGUUUCAAAAUAUUCUGAAAAUGUUCGUGAAGUUUUCAAAAUUGGUUAUAAAGAGGCUAAAUUAUCUGGUAUUUUUUUCGGUACUACAGGGUUAAUUGCCAAUGUUGGAUUAAUUACAUUAUUAGGGAUUGGUUCCUCGAUGAUUUCAAAUGGUAGUUUAACAGUUGGUGAAUUAAGUUCAUUUAUGAUGUAUGCUGUUUAUACUGGUUCUUCAAUGUUUGGAUUAUCAAAUUUUUAUUCAGAAUUGAUGAAAGGUGCAGGUGCAGCUGCAAGAAUUUUUGAAUUAAAUGAUCGUAAACCUGAAAUCCCGUUAACAAAAGGUUUAAAACCAAGUUUAAAAGAUUUAUCAUCAACUAUUAAAUUUAAAAAUGUUUCAUUUUGGUAUCCAACAAGACCAAAUAUUCAAAUUUUCAAUAAUUUAACAUUUGAAAUUUCACCAGGUGAACAUGUUUGUAUUGUGGGACCAAGUGGAUCUGGUAAAUCUACAAUAACUUCAUUAUUAUUAAGAUUUUAUGAUGUUCAAAAAGGUGAAGUUUUAAUUAAUGAUAAAAAUUUAAAAAAUUUUAAUUUAAGAAGUUUUAGAAAAAAAAUUGGAGUUGUUCAACAAGAACCUUCAUUAUUUUCAGGUACUAUUUUAGAAAAUAUAACAUAUGGUAUUCAUAAUUAUAAAGAACAAGAUUUACAAAUUGCAUUAAAUAAGGCAAAUGUUUUAAAAUUCAUUAAUGAAUUCCCAGAUAAAUUAGAUACAAUUGUUGGACCAAGAGGUACACAAUUAUCAGGUGGUCAAAGACAAAGAAUUGCAUUAGCAAGAGCAUUAUUAUUAGAUCCUCCAUUAUUAAUAUUGGAUGAAAGUACAAGUGCAUUAGAUACAAAAUCAGAGAAAAUUAUAAGUGAAACAUUAAAUGAAAGAUGUAAAAAAGGAUUAACCACAAUUUCCAUUGCUCAUAGAGUUUCCACAAUUAAAAACAGUUCAAGAAUUAUUGUUAUUGGUAAAGAUGGACAAGUUGUUGAAACGGGGUCAUUUGAUGAUUUAAUUUCAAUUAAAAAUUCAUUUUUAAAUCAAUUAUUAAGUAAAAGUGAAGAUGAACAAUAUGUUGAAGUUAAAGAUCAACCAAGUAAUGAACAAGUUUUAGAAGAGAUUGAAGAGAAUGUUGAAAUUCAGACAGAAAAAGAUCUUUCUUUAAACAAAUGAGAUAUAUAGAUAAUGCAUGUAAAUAGGUAUUAAUCUACAGUAGUUGGUAAAAUGAAAAUCUAUAAAAUCAAACCAUAAAAAACUUUAUACAAAAUAAAGUAACCAUAUAACAUGAAUGCAAUAAAAAAAGAUAAAACAUAUGAUGAUAUAAAAAAUAAUAAUGAACCUGCAAUAAUAACAUAUUGAACACAUAACUGGGAUAUAUAUAAAAAAACCAUUCGAACUGAAACUUAAAAUCAAUCUAAAAUCAAAAUGAAAACUAUAACUUUGUCUUUUGUUCUCUUCAAGCCACUGCAGGGAUUGAAUCUCUUUCCUUUUUGAAAACUCCAUGAUGAGCAGUUAGUGCAGUUGGAGUUGUAUUUGUUGUAGGACUAUUUGGUGAAGUGUACCCAUUUGUUGAAAUUGGUGGGACUAAUGAAUUUAAAUU